Cordyceps fumosorosea ARSEF 2679 is the source of this 738-nucleotide messenger RNA. RefSeq lists its product as hypothetical. The record is from RefSeq and is a predicted model, not a curated record. Bases 1 to 738 code for a protein of 245 amino acids. The transcript is spliced from 2 exons. Lineage: Eukaryota; Fungi; Ascomycota; Sordariomycetes; Hypocreales; Cordycipitaceae.
AUGGAGUUGGAAUAUCAAGUCUCCGGCAUGGUCGCCUGCCGACGAGUUAAUCGACGAGUCAACUACCAGCCCGACGAUGUCGCCCUGGACCUGUCCAACGCUGUCUACGGAUCCAACACGCUCGACUCACGCGGCACAAGCUGGCAACACACGCUCCGGAUCUACAACGCCAUUUGCUGGGGCAACUCGGUCACGGCCGCGAUCCCCGCCCCCGAAGAAGACCCCGACUACGCUUCGCACGUGUACCACCUCGUCGAGCGCGGCCGCAAAGCGACCGGGGCGGCCGUCGCUGAGUCGCGGCAGCAGACCAUCAACCACGCGCUCGCGCUGCGCUACUUGGUCGACGAGGUGGUGGCGCGGCGGCAGCCCGUGACGGGCGUGGCGCUCUGCGAGGCGCACCGGCUGCUCGUGACGGGCUGGUCGGCACCGCGACUGCACCCUGAAGUGCUAGAUCCAGCCGGAGUUGAAGGCGCUGCUGGCGGAGAUGGCGGCGUACAUGGCCGCGGAGGUGCCCAUCGUCGGCGACCGGGAGCAGGCGCUCUGGCGCGCGGCGAGCUGGCACCAGCAGCUCAUCCGCGCGUCGCCGUUCGGGGAAAGGACGGCGGCGGUGGCGCGAAUGUUGGUCGUGGCGGUGCUGUUGAGGAGGACGGGGUACGUCUGCGCGAUGGGCUACAAGGAGGACCAGGAGGAGGAGUACAGGAGGCUGUCUACGAGACCCGUCGGGGCCCGGCCGUGUGA